CUCGAUAUUGCACCUUGCCCGUGGCACGACCAUGGCGCUGCCGACGGAGCUCCAGAACCUUGUCGUGCUCCUCUUCACGUGCGGGCUCGGGCUCUGGGCAGCGCGGCUCGCGUUGCUGCUCGUCGACCUUGCAGCCAUGCGCCGGUCUGUCCAGAAGCGCAACGUCAUUUACCUGCCCGAGCUCGGCCCGAGCUUGUCAAUUCUCGAGCAAAUGACGACGCAGCGGCUCCAGCAGUAUCUGCGCACGCAAGACCAAGUGAAUAGCUUCCACAUGACCAAGGUCGACGCGCCCUUUGACGUCGUGUCCAACAGCCUCCGCGUCACGCACGAGGACGGGCGUAUCGGUCUCUCGUUCGACUUUCAGGCGUCGCGCGCCGGCUGCUCGAUCGAGACGUACUGGGGCGUUGACGCCACCGACUUUAACGAGACGACGCCUGCGACGGCAUCCAAGCGGCCUACUCUCGCGCGCCACGUGCAGCAAGCGUGGUCGUCGUUCACGCGGCGGCGGCAAAACAGUGAUGACAAGGCCGAGCGACGGGCGCUCAACUCGAUGCCGUCGUCGUCGUCGCCGACCGUACCGCCGGCGCCAAGCUCGCCACCUCCGGACGAUGCCAUCGACUUGACGCCCAUACCAGAUGCGACCACUGCGACAGCACCAACGUCGGUCGCGACCACGUGGAUGGACGAUACGCCGGCGUCGUACCAAAUGAAGUCGUCGUCGCUGCAGUUCCCGCCCGAGAACACGGGCGCGUACCGCCUCAAGACGUACACGCUGCCGCCCGUGUUCCCAUUACCGGCCGAUGCGUCGGUUCUCGUUGUCGCGAUUGUGUUUAAAGUGUCGGCGCCAGAGCACGUCGUCGUCGUCAGCGACGGGCGCACCGACCCGAUCGUCUCGGAAACCAUCUUUGUCGAUGUCGCGUUGCACAAGUCCCCGAGCAUUACCAAGCGCAUCUAUUAUACACAAAGCGGUCGUGUCCAUCUCGCCCACGAGCUCUACGGUCUCAACGACUUUGUCGAGUGCUCGAUUUGCCUCGAAGACCCGACGCGCGUCAUCAUUUUGCCGUGCCGCCACUGCUGCGUCUGUCCGACGUGCCUCAACGAGAUCGAAACGUGUCCGAUCUGCCGCACCAAGUUCAACGCGUACAUCACGAUGGACCCGGACACGUCGACGGCCCUUGCGGCCAUCCUCCCGACCAGCUCGGCGAUUGUCUAAGCUAAGAGCAAAAGAAUAUCCUGG
Messenger RNA from Saprolegnia parasitica CBS 223.65, 1237 nucleotides. RefSeq lists its product as hypothetical. The transcript is spliced from 6 exons. The coding region runs from base 32 to 1213 and encodes 393 amino acids. Gene Ontology annotation, biological process: protein ubiquitination. The record is from RefSeq and is a predicted model, not a curated record. Gene Ontology annotation, molecular function: ubiquitin protein ligase activity. Lineage: Eukaryota; Oomycota; Saprolegniomycetes; Saprolegniales; Saprolegniaceae.